GGACUGAGCUACUUCCGGGGGACAAUGGGCGGGUUGAAUAUUCUGUGCCUUUGGCGCGGUUCAUUUUGUUGCUAAACAUUUCAUCCUUCCGCAGCCAAAGGACCCAGAAGAGUGAGGAAGCGCUGACACCUCAGGUGCCAAGGCCGGAGCAGAUCAUUUCAAGCUCCCCGAUGGCCAUGGCCGUGGAUUUUAAAAUGUAUGUGGAUCAGGCAUGUAGAGCUGCUGAGGAAUUUGUCAAUAUUUACUAUGAGACAAUGGACAAAAGACGACAUGCACUUGUCAGGCUGUAUUUGGACAAGGCCACUCUAAUCUGGAAUGGAAAUGUUGUUACAGGGCUGGAAGCCCUUGCUAAUUUUUUUGAGAUGUUGCCUUCCAGUGAAUUCCAGAUCAAUAUGUUAGAUUGCCAACCAGUUCAUGAGCAAGCUACCCAGUACCAGACUACAGUGCUCGUCGUGACCAGUGGAGUGGUGAAGUUUGAUGGAAACAAACAACACUUCUUUAACCAGAACUUCCUGCUGACUGCACAGAGCACUCCUAACAGCACGGUGUGGAAGAUUGCAAGUGAUUGCUUCCGUUUUCAAGAUUGGGCUAGUAUUUAAAGGAGCAAAAGCCCGUUCGAUUGGUCCAUUAGUUCCAGCAAGAGAAGUUUAAUGUGAAUUAAUAUAUUUCGUUGCAAAAGUACUAUAAACUUAAGUGUAUGUGCUAAAACUAAAUGUAUGUAAUAUUUUUUUAUUCCUAGCAGCACCUUUGCUAGAUUAGCUGCCAGUUUGGAUUAUUGCCCUUAAAAGCUUUAAAGAUAGUUUUUUACAUGCCUUAUGCAUACAUUCCACUACUGAUACUCUCAAGGUAAUAUUAAACAUGAUCUAGGUACUAAGAUAUUCACUGUGAACCCGAUCUCUUGCACAAAUGGAGUCCUUUUUUGUAAUACUGUCUAUGGAAUAGCACAAGAUAGCUCUGUAGGAGGAAAUAGUGGUUUUUCAGUUAUUAGAGUAAUUUUUCAAUGAAGCACAUGCCUGUUUACGAUGAACAAUGGUACUAAAGUUUUAAUAUAUAAGUAUAGAUAUUUGAAGUCAGUUCAAUUUAAUUUUAUGCUAGUGUUCUGUCAUAUUUCAAUUGCAUAUAAGUGUAUAAUAGUCCUGCUGUUUUCUGACAUGUUUCCUUUUGAAAUGAAGUAAUCAACUAGAUGGGCGAAAAUGGUCUUGAUGGAUACUUGGGUAUUGGGUACAUUUAGUGGCAGUAGCAACUCAGAGAAACAUUUUCUUGGAAGCUUCAAGUCAAUAUAUUUAUGUGAUAAAUGGGAGUGAGAAUAAAAGCUUUAAUGGGAGAGUAUGGAAUGAGAAAUAUAGAAAUCUGAGACUGAAGCCAACACACGAGAGAGGUGGCCAUACUCGUGUCCUACCUCCUGCAAGUGUAGCCUAGUUUCAGGAUUGUCUCCCGAAAGUGUCUAAGAAUCCUUGCCAAAUGGUCCUAAAAACUGGAUUUUAAGAUCCUUUUACUCCCCUUCAUAUUUAUCUCCAGUGUCCACCCUAGUUUGUGAAUUCAUAGGAUUAAGAUAUCAGCAGUAAACUUUGUCUCAGAAUCUGAAAGGUAGAAAGGAGGCUACUGCUCAAUCCCUGUGUACCCCGAACUCCAAAGUAUUCCAUUUAGGCCUCGAGCCCACAGCCUCCUGGGUCUUACCCGCCACGCGCAGGAAUGAUUUUCUUCUCUGGUGUUUACACUGUCAACUGUAUUACCUACUUUUUAAAAUUAAAUCUAUGAUCUUAUGAUUUAUUUCUGUAUGGCACUGGAUUAGAAAUAAUAUUAAAAUAUUUCUGCUUAUGGUUAAAAAAAAACCAGAAAUCAAGGGAAAGAUCUUCAUGAUAAACUUCAAAGGAACAAACUCAUUAACUUUAUGUCUUAGCUUCUAAAGACAAAAAAAAAGUUUUUAGUUUUUAGUUAAAUUUUAAAUUUUACAAUUUUUUUGCAGUUUUUAAAUAUUUUAAGUUAACAUGCUAUCUUUGUUCUGUGGUAUGAUCAAAAUUAAAUUGUCACUCAAUUUUAAAACUAGUAAUUUACUUUGGUCCAGAAAUGCACUUUUAAUUAUUGUAUUAUUUAAAUGAAGUAGAAGGGGAUAGAACUGAUAUUUAAAACUAUGGUUUAUUUCAGUUCUUAUCAAAACAUACGCAUUCUAGACUAUUCAGAGUGGGCUUGCUCUUAUUUUGAAUUUUUUUCCAUUAACUACAUCUUUAGUGGAAACAAUUAAAAUGUCCAAUCGCUGCCCUUUCUAUUGGUGGAGAACAAUCUCAAAACUGUGUAUAAUUAGCAAUAACAGAAUUGAACCAUUGUGAAUUGCUUUAUCCAUACACUGUAUAAUUCCGUAAUGUGUAUGACUUUAAAUGGCUGGAACUGCUCAUGUGUGGACUAAACUAUUUUUGACAUGUUCAUAUUUUUAUAACUUAAAAAAUAAAAUAAAAAUGCAUUUUCACAA
Molecule: messenger RNA, 2467 nt
Organism: Rattus rattus (black rat)
Lineage: Eukaryota; Metazoa; Chordata; Mammalia; Rodentia; Muridae
Gene: Nxt2
Product: nuclear transport factor 2 like export factor 2
Exons: 4
Coding region: 171-599 (142 amino acids)
Biological process (GO): protein import into nucleus
Cellular component (GO): nuclear pore central transport channel
Source: RefSeq, a predicted model, not a curated record